CGCGACAUCAAAAAUCCCUCCUUCUUUUUACAAGUUCGUUUUACAAGGCCUAUUUAGAUCUUCGGUGAAGAGUCGAACUGCCAUUCUUUAACGUAGUUGGGUUGUUGAUUUGAUUUUGCAUCUUUCUCUUGCGUCUAGUUCGAGCAUUCAUUCUUUCUACCGCAUAGGUGUAUACGUACAACUCGAUAUAAGAUAAAAGAACAUCAACGCCAAUGUGGUCCUUCGGAACUACGAUGACAAUGGCCAAAGACAACGAUCCUUCGCUAGCCUCUACCAGCAAAGCUCAACAGUCUCAACAGUCUCAACAAUCUCAGCUCCCUCAGCCUCCUCAGACUUCACCACAACUUCCCGAAGCUCUCCAGUCAACGACAGCCUCACCCCGACCUCGACCGCCAAUACUAUCACAACGCUCUUUGAAGCAAUUAGGUCUAUUCUUCGCCGGCGCUGGCUUUCUCGCUCUCUCCACUGCAAUUACGCGACGAGCGGUCGUAAGAAAGCGCUUGGCGACUAUCCCUAAAUUUUAUUAUCCAAGCAACCAACAAGUUAAUAAGAUGGAUUCCGAUAGCUCGUUGAUCGCCCUGGAGGCUCUGAAUCUUGCGACGCUCAAUGUCAUGGGGUUCGGUAUUAUGAUGACAGGUGGUCUAUCGUGGGCUUUUGACAUCUCGAGCGUCGAUGAUUUGAGGGCGAAGUCAAGGGCGCAUCUUGGUCCCUCGGGUGGUCAAACAGACGAGGAGGCUGAACGGGAAAUUGAAGAGUGGGCAGCAAAGGUAUUAGGGUGGAAAGAAUCAAAAGGAAAAGAUAACAAAUCGCCACCCGAGAAGGCCGACUAAAUCCCUGCUAAGUAAUUCAAGACUUGCAGAGGAAGGACCUGGCACUUAACCCGUACUCGGUGCUAUACAUCCUAUACAUCAAAGAGUUACGUGCCGACCGAGAUCUUAAUUCGGGCACGCCACAUAUACUAGCUUAUCCGUAUCCGCGAUACCAACAACUGCGCUCAGCGGAGCGCACUGUGCCUAGAGUCGGAUG
Messenger RNA from Daldinia caldariorum, 1026 nucleotides. RefSeq lists its product as uncharacterized. Gene Ontology annotation, cellular component: mitochondrion. Lineage: Eukaryota; Fungi; Ascomycota; Sordariomycetes; Xylariales; Hypoxylaceae. The record is from RefSeq and is a predicted model, not a curated record. The coding region runs from base 213 to 830 and encodes 205 amino acids. The transcript has a single exon.